AUCCCCAGCUUGAAAAAUGUGUAAAAUUGAGACCUCACAUAUUUAAUUCAUAUUUAAUUGACACCACAUUUUAUUUGGCACUAAAAAAAAAGCGCAAGUUUUAAGGAAGAAACGAUUACUAAAAUUGGCAAGGCAAAAAAAAAAGUGUAAAUUCAGACCUCACAUAUUUUUCACAUUUAAUUGAAACCACACUUUAUUUGGCACUAAAAAAAAGCGCAAGUUUAAAGGAAGAAACGAUUACUUAAACUGGCAAGGGAAAAAAAACAAAGACGACAAAGUGAGACUACCUAAGCCAAUGGUGAAUCCUAGUCCAGCAAGUUUUUGGACGCAAGCCAAUGCGUUACUUAGGAAGAACUUAACCUACCAGAGGAAACACAUAUGGACAAAUGUUCGGCUCAUCCUGGUUCCACUCUUCCUCUGUUUAAUUCUGCUGGCGAUUCAACAAGUGCUUGAUGCCUUGAUGAAGAGUGUCUCUGAUAUGUCUAAUUGUGGAGGCAACGUUACUUUGCCUGGUGGUAUCUGUCCCAUCCCAAACCCUCCACCGUUGCCUCCGAUGUUGCAGAUUCCACAACAUGAACUCCGUUCCGUUAAGACCGAUUUCUUUUCCUACAAAGAUCUCCCUGACAAGUCAUGCAGAGGAACAGGAUCUUGUCCUGUAACGAUACUUAUCACUGGUGAUAAACUGGCUCUUGGAAAAGCUUUAUCCGCAAAUAUCUUCAGCACUUCUUUUGUGGUUAAUUCCUCCGACCUCUUGCCUACUUUAGCCAAUAACGUCUUGGGUUCAACAGAAGCAGCGGGGGAAGACAAUUAUGAAGACCCGGGGAUUGCCUCAGAUCUCCCUAUUUACAGUAUCCAACCUUCUUGCAGUGCAAACUCUACAUGGCCACUCUCGCUCGGACAAAUUCAGACAGCGGUGAAGUGUGUUCAAGGGUUGUGUCUCUGGAGAAAUAACUCUGUAGAGGUCAAUGAUGAGCUUUUCAAGGGUAGUUGGAGGGGAAACCCUGCGGGGAUGACAAAUGAGAUCGUUGCAGCAUACGAUCUCAUGAGCACGGAUAGGAAAAAUUUCAAUGUGACCAUAUGGUAUAACUCAACCUACAAUGAUGAGUUUUCAACUGGUCAGCCUUUAAAGCUGGUCCGAGUUCCCCGCUCUAUCAAUCUGAUAUCAAAUGCUUAUCUUAAGUUUCUAAAAGGCCUUGGGACAAGGAUAUUAUUUGAGUUUCUCAAAGAAGUUCCUAAAAAAGAAACGAAAAUGAAUCAAGACAUUGCGUCCUUGCUAGGCCCACUUUUCUUCACUUGGGUUGUUCUUCUUUUGUUCCCCGUGAUCUUGACAUCAUUGGUGUAUGAGAAGCAAGACCGUAUACGAAUUAUAAUGAAAAUGCACGGGCUAGCAGAUGGUCCAUAUAGGAUGAUUUCAUAUGCCUAUUCUCUCUCCAUAUAUAUGUGGUAUGUUAUUAUCUUUGUGAGCUUCGGGUCUGCUAUAGGACUCAAGUACUUCCGGCUCAAUGACUACAGCAUCCAGUUCGUUUUCUAUUUUAUCUACUCAAAUCUACAAAUCUCGUUGAAAUUUGAAUGGCUUUCUCUGUUUUAUGGCUUAAUUGUAGUCGUUGCUUACAUAUUGGUGUACGGAACUGGGCUCUUGGGUAGCUUUCUUUUCCAAAAAAUGAUUGAAAAUCAGUCAUUCCCGGAAGAAUGGAUUCUUGCCAUGGAGUUGUAUCCCGGCUUUUCUCUGUACCGCGGGUUGUAUGAGUUCUCGCAAUAUGCCUCCCGGGGAAACGGGAUGAAGUGGCAAGAUCUCAGUGAUAGCGGAAUGGGUGAAGUUUUCUGUAUCAUGUCAAUAGAGUGGUUUCUUGCUCUCAUUGUAGCCUACUAUAUCGAUCAGGUUUUCACAUCCGGAAAGCAUCCUUUCUUUUUCUUGGUGAACCCUUUCAAGAAACCUUCUUCCCUACCAAGGAGGCCUACUGUGCAAAGGGUGGAUUCUAAAAAAGUCUCCAUAGAUAUAGAAAAACUUGAUAUCACUGAGGAGAGGGAAAAGGUUCAAAAAUUGAGGAAUGAAGGUAGCACAGGGCAUGCGAUCUUGUGUGACAACCUGAAAAAGGUUUAUCCAGGUAGAGAUGGUAACCCGCCAAAAAUGGCAGUACGAGGGUUGUAUCUCAGCGUUCCUUCAGGAGAAUGCUUCGGCAUGCUUGGACCUAAUGGUGCCGGCAAAACUUCCUUCAUCAGUAUGGUUAGUCUUCAUUAGUAUGGUCAGUUUUGCAAACACAAGUUUCAGAGUGUCAAAUUUGUAAUAUAUCUAGCUUAUUUUCUUGCUGCGCUGGACAGCUCAGUNNNNAGUGUCAGCCUAUUCGAUGGAGGAGUUGGCGACAAACCUGCUGGUAAUUACAGUGGAGGUAUGAAAAGGAGGCUUAGCGUGGCCAUAUCGCUUAUCGGGAACCCCAAGGUGGUUUAUUUAGAUGAGCCAAGCACAGGACUUGAUCCAGCCUCGAGGAAGAAUUUAUGGAAUGUGAUCAAGCGUGCAAAACAAAACACAGCAAUAAUUCUCACAACUCACUCGAUGGAAGAAGCCGAAUUUCUAUGCGAUAGAUUGGGAAUUUUUGUAGACGGAGGCUUGCAAUGCAUAGGAAACUCUAAGGAACUGAAGAGCAGAUACGGUGGAUCAUAUGUCUUCACGAUGACAACAUCUUCAAAUCAUGAGGAAGAGGUAGAGAGAUUGGUUGAAUCUAUCUCUCCCAACGCCAAGAAGAUAUAUCACCUUGCUGGUACUCAGAAAUUCGAGCUCCCAAAGCAAGAGGUUCGGAUUGCUGAGGUGUUUCGCGCUGUUGAAAAGGCCAAAUCAUCCUUCACAGUCUUUGCCUGGGGACUCGCGGACACAACUCUCGAAGAUGUCUUCAUCAAAGUUGCUAGAACUGCUCAAGCCUUCAUUUCCUUGUCUUAAAAGCUAUUUUUACAGUUAUAGGUUUCUCUUUCUUGGGUCAAAAUUCUAUGUCUUGAGACACACGCAAACUUACCACCAUCUUGUUAAUAGUUCUUUAGUGUCGAGGUAGAGUUGCGAUAGCAGAGAUUUCUGCGAAGGUUUGUGGCAUAUGCUCUAGAGCAAACACAUCAUGUUAAAUUACGGGACACUUUAUGUUUAGCCAAAUUUAAAUUUUUAUAUUAAUUUUUUUUAAUCAUAAUUGAAUUUUGAGAA
Messenger RNA from Arabidopsis lyrata subsp. lyrata, 3184 nucleotides. Its product is annotated as ABC transporter A family member 12. Lineage: Eukaryota; Viridiplantae; Streptophyta; Magnoliopsida; Brassicales; Brassicaceae. Gene Ontology annotation, biological process: lipid transport; transmembrane transport. Gene Ontology annotation, molecular function: ABC-type transporter activity; ATP hydrolysis activity; lipid carrier activity. The record is from RefSeq and is a predicted model, not a curated record. Gene Ontology annotation, cellular component: intracellular membrane-bounded organelle; membrane.